UCACCGGCGGCUCGCAUGGAUCCGACCGAGAGACCUCCAUUGUCCGACCAUCCACCGGAGAUCCUCUCCAUGAUCGGCAUGCGGCUCGACGACCACAUGGACGUCCUCCGAUUCUGCAGCGUCUUCCCUUCGUUACGCUCCUCGUUCCGCCGCUGGGCCGCGCCGUUACCUCUCCGGAACCCUACCCCACAGAGGCCCGCCGUCUUCCUCCGCGCGAGCACGGUCUGCACCCUCGAGACGCCGGAGGGAGGAGCCGCCUCCGGUCGCGCGCGGUGGCUGCUGAAGCUCGAGGAGGCGGAGCCCGGGCGCAUGCGGAUCCUCAGCCUCUUCUCGCAGCGGAAGAUCGCGUACUUGCCCCCUGAGUUCCCGAGGGUACUCGAUUCUCCCCAAUUCCGAAUUGUUGCGGUCUGUAGACAAUACACGCUCGAUGAUGGCCGCGGAACUGAAGGCCUCUUUCCAGAUGUACAGAAAGUAGUGAUGCAUCCGGAUAGUGUUUGGUCUGAUUUAGGUCAGUGUUUGGUUUACUUCAUUGAUGGAGUAGGGCAAUUAGGUUAUUGGAAGUACGGGGAUGAGAAUUGCAGCCAUGUAGUUGAUCCACAGGGCUGUGGUUAUGAUGACAUUGUAGUCUACGGAGGCAAAGUCUGCGUCGUCGAUGAGUCGGGGUCGGUUUGGCAGAUCGAUUCGUCUUUCAGACUUCAAAGUUUCUCCCCGCCGAUCUACUGCGCCAACUGCCGCCGUGGCAGUGGCAGCGGCUAUUGGAUGCAUUUGGUGGUGUCGAGUGGCGAUCUUUAUGUAGUGGAAAGAUACGUUAAGCGCGGUGCACACGUGAGGGCCCCAAUGCGUACUGCGAAUACGAGAGUCUACAGAUUGGAUCGACGAUUUGGUGGGAGAUGGGAGAAGGUGAGCAGCUUGGGCAAUUCGGCCUUCUUUCUCUGCAAGCACUGCUCGUUCGUGGUCCCAGCGCGCGAGCUCGGCGGGCUCGACGGGAACUGCAUCUACUAUGCGGAGGAGGAGGCCAAUUCCUAUUUCUCGAGUGAAGACGUCAAGGUGUUCAGCUUGGCGGAUGGUAGCAUCAGGUCGCUGGGCUCUUCCGACUUCCUACUGGACAUGACGGCUCGCCAUUGACGAGCGCCUCCCUGACUCGAGUAAAACCAAAGAAGGCGGCGAUCGCACUGCAGACCCGAAAUGUAAAAUCCGCAAGUAGGUUAGAUCAUGGUAGUCUCUCAUCUCCUUUCUCACAAGUAAAUACACAGCUUUCGUGUUGUCUGCUGUGGAUCAGGAUCUUGAUUUAGCUUCUGAUAUCCAAGAGUUUACUCUCUCAGAAGCUCCUGAUAGAGGUUCGGUGUUCAUAUAGAGUGGACCGGUACUGUCACUUGUCAGCUUCUGAAAUGAACUUCAAUGAUUCAAGACAGAAGCAUGCACAAGUGAAAUGGGCGGUCAGUGGAUACAUGUACUAUACUAGCAAAAGAAGUUACCCA
Molecule: messenger RNA, 1478 nt
Organism: Syzygium oleosum
Lineage: Eukaryota; Viridiplantae; Streptophyta; Magnoliopsida; Myrtales; Myrtaceae
Product: putative F-box protein At5g60060
Exons: 1
Coding region: 16-1125 (369 amino acids)
Source: RefSeq, a predicted model, not a curated record